This is a messenger RNA of Nicotiana tabacum (common tobacco), 345 nucleotides long. Lineage: Eukaryota; Viridiplantae; Streptophyta; Magnoliopsida; Solanales; Solanaceae. The record is from RefSeq and is a predicted model, not a curated record.
AUGGAGCAUUUGCGAAAGGUCCUAGCCCGAUUGCGGGAGCACGAAUUAUAUGCGAAGCUAUCCAAGUGCUCCUUUGCUCAGAAACAAAUUGACUUCCUCGGACAUGUCAUCGAGGAAGGGAGGAUCAAGAUGGACCAGCAGAAGAUUCAGGCCAUUACAGAAUGGCUGCCUCCUAAAGAUAUACAUGCCUUGAGGUCGUUCCUUGGCCUAUGCAACUUCUAUCGGCAGUUUGUAAAAAGUUACUCCCUCAUUGCAGUGCAGCUGACAGAACUUCUCAAGAAGGCCACCCCGUGGGAUUGGGGCCCCAAGCGGGCGGAUGAGGGUUGUCAUACUGAUGCUCUUUGA